Messenger RNA from Scophthalmus maximus (turbot), 2046 nucleotides. It is a transcript of the gene enoph1, whose product is annotated as enolase-phosphatase 1. Gene Ontology annotation, molecular function: acireductone synthase activity; magnesium ion binding. The record is from RefSeq and is a predicted model, not a curated record. Bases 481 to 1266 code for a protein of 261 amino acids. NCBI's taxonomy places the organism in Eukaryota, Metazoa, Chordata, Actinopteri, Pleuronectiformes, Scophthalmidae. The transcript has 6 exons.
AAUCACAUGGGUCCGACAUGGGCUCCAUAGGGGAGGCACUCCCGCGCAGAGGGUGGCGGUAAAAGCGCCGACGGUUGCCCGGCGGGUAGUCGCCUCUGACAACGGUCAGCGAGUGUGCCGCCUCCCACCGGGCCGGAGGCGGUAUCGACUCCCCGGACAUGUGGGCCGGCCGCCGCCCCUCCAGUCGCGUCAGAGCUCCCAGCUGCCGGGCGACGGCAGUGACAGGCAGCUAGUGGCCAACGACAGACCCACCAAUCGACCGACCGACCCGCCGACCGACCCGCCAACCGACCGACCGCCCCGCCGAUCGACCGAGUGUCACGCACGUUGUCUCCGAGGCAGCCCCCUCUGCCCCCACCUGGCCGCUCGCCUCUCCGGGUCCGCCGGGGGGAAGAACCGGGACCGCCACGCCGCGCCGCGGCUAAUCGAGCUAACGUCGGCUAACCAGCUGCGGCAGCGCGGUGCUGAAGACAAAAAAAAAUGGCCACUGUUCCGAUUCCUGCCGGCACCAGUGCGCUCUUGCUGGACAUCGAAGGCACCACCACGCCGAUCACGUUCGUAAAGGAUAUCUUGUUCCCGUACAUCCGGGAGCAUCUGGAGGAUCACCUGUCCACUCACUGGGAGGAAGACGAGUGCAAACAAGACGUCCAUCUCCUAAAGAAACAGAUCGAAGAGGACAUGAAACAGAACCGGGCGUGUGCGGUGCACGCCGUGGACCAGACGGUUCACACAGACGAGGAGAAGGCCAUUCGAGAGGUGGUGGACAACGUGCUGUGGCAGAUGGCUGCAGACAGGAAGUCGACGGCACUCAAACAGCUCCAAGGUCACAUGUGGAGGGCGGCGUAUGCCUCGGGGAGAAUCAAAGGCGAGAUCUAUCAGGAUGUAACUCCAUCCAUCAGAAGAUGGCGAGGGCAGGGCCUGAAAAUCUACAUCUACUCCUCUGGUAGCGUGGAAGCGCAGAAGCUCCUGUUCGGAUACUCUGUCGAAGGAGACGUUUUAGACUUAUUCGAUGGUCACUUCGACACCAGUAUAGGAGCUAAAGUCGACGGGAAAAGCUAUGAGAAGAUUGCAGAGAGAAUUGGCUGUCGACCUGAGGAAAUCACAUUCUUGACGGACGUCACUCGAGAGGCUAAAGCGGCCGAGGAGGCCGGCGUCAACGUGUUGGUGGUGGUCCGGCCGGGAAACAUGGAGCUGACCGACGAGGAGCGAGCCCACUACAACCUCGUCACAUCCUUCAACCAACUGGAGUCGAUGGGACGAGCUUGACGCAGAGCGCGGAGGAAGAUGAGGAGAACCUCUGACUUCAUGUCUUAAUGACCUUUUCACCUUUGACCGACCCCACCCCUCCCAUCGAACCACCUUUUUUGCAACUCAGUUUUUUUCUCUUCCUGGUCUACGUUGACGGUUCCAGAGGUGAAGGAGAGGCUGCUGCGGCUCCAGUCAGCCACCAGCAGGGCUAAUGACGUCCAUCUUUCCAGUUCUUUCAGGACUCUUUUCUCAUCUGCAGAAACGUAUACGGUGCAUAACAGAAGCUGAAAUGGAACAUUUGCCCUCAUUGGACCUUUUUCUUUGACUGGGAAUACGAAGCUGUAGAUAGAAUACGUAAGGUCACCCUACCUUUUUACCUGAACCUCAUCAGUGUUAAUGAAAUCUUUCGUAAUGUGCGUGUGUGCGCAGGUUGUAUUUUGUCAGUUUUUGUCCAAAUCUCUCACUUGUUUCCUACCUCCACAUGUACACGUGUUGCACAUGUAUGAAGUUAUAUCCAGUGAUCAAACUGUAAUGUUUUUAGAAAGUAGAAACCACAGUGUAGAGGUGCUGCCGAGAGAAGGUUCUCAUUUCAAACGGUGUCUGAAGGUCUCCGAUUAACCCGCUCGCAGAUGAACGGUGUCUAUUUAAAUGUGCCAUCCUCGUAGUUCAUUUGUAACGUGGGUUUUCUGCAAAGUUGCCUAAAAAAUAGUUAGAUCCGUUUCCAUUUACGUGUCAAACAUCAUUGGUAUUGUUCGGGGAAAUUACUUCCAAUAAAAAAAAAUGCUGUCUCACACAGAG